This is a messenger RNA of Trichogramma pretiosum, 5494 nucleotides long. Its product is annotated as neuroligin-1-like. The coding region runs from base 98 to 3256 and encodes 1052 amino acids. The transcript is spliced from 11 exons. Gene Ontology annotation, cellular component: cell surface; synapse; postsynaptic membrane. Gene Ontology annotation, molecular function: neurexin family protein binding; signaling receptor activity. NCBI's taxonomy places the organism in Eukaryota, Metazoa, Arthropoda, Insecta, Hymenoptera, Trichogrammatidae. Gene Ontology annotation, biological process: postsynaptic membrane assembly; presynaptic membrane assembly; neuron cell-cell adhesion. The record is from RefSeq and is a predicted model, not a curated record.
GUCGAAGGAUCGUCAUUGUCGUCGUCGGCACGAAGAGGAGACGACGGCAGCGACGACAGCGGUAAUCGUGCCAGCAGCUGGAGCGGCGUAGGAUAUUAUGCGCCCGGGGGGGCCCGAGGCGGCGAGAGCCCCGGCGCCCGGGGCCGCUUCUUCGACGACGAGGCCGAAGCCACCCUCUCAGCAUCGCAGCAUCCCGUCGACAUGCAGUUUCAAGCACCUCGCUCGGUUUCCACCUCCUCGUCGUCGUCGUCGUCUUUUUUACUCGUCGUCAAGUACUACUCGUCCGAACGAUUUCCCUAUAAUCGUAACUACUAUUGUGCCAAAGAAGCAGCAUCAGUCAAAUCGGAGCAGUCAACCAAAGGAGGAGCAGCAGCAGCAUCGUCGACGACAACAGCGGGCCUCCAAGUACAGCACGCGCCAGGUGCACACGCGCUACGGCCAGCUGCGCGGCACCGUGUCCCGCGCGGCGGACUCCAGGUCGAGCCAGGUCGAGGUCUAUCUCGGCGUGCCCUACGCCACGCCGCCGCUCGGGGCGCUGCGCUUCAUGCCCCCCGUCACGCCCUCGCCCUGGCGCGGCAUUCGGCUGGCGGACGCCUAUCCGCCUGCCUGUCCGCAGCUGCCGCCGAGGCCGGGGCCCGACACGCCGCGACAGUACGCCCGCUAUCUGGAGCGGCUCGGCCCGAUGCUGGCCAACCAGAGCGAGGACUGCCUCUACCUGAAUCUGUACGUGCCGGUGAGGCCCGCCCAGCCGGCCCAGCAGCAGCACCAGCAACAGCAGGCGAGCGCCGGUUCGUCUCAUCACGGGAGCGGCGCGGCGGGCCAGGAUCUGCUGCCAGCGCUGCUGCUCAUUCACGGCGACUCGUAUUCUUGGGGCAGCGGAAAUCCGCUGGACGGAACCGCCUUGGCAGCUCACGGCAGGCUCAUCGUUGUAUCCAUCAACUUUCGCCUCGGCCUCUUAGGAUUCCUGAAGACGAGCACAAAGAGCAGCGCCCAAGGUAACUACGGCCUGAUGGAUCUGGUCGCGGGCGUGCACUGGCUGCGCGAGAACCUGCCGGCCUUCGGCGGCGACUCGAAUCGCUUGACCCUCAUGGGUCACGGCACCGGGGCGGCCCUCGCCAAUUUCCUCGCCGUUUCGCCCAUGGCUAAAGAACUGGUGGACCGAGUGGUGCUGCUGGGCGGCUCGGCCCUGUCACCGUGGGCGGUGCAGCGCGAGCCGCUGCAGGUGAAGCGACGCGUCGCCGAGCAGCUGGACUGCGGCGCUGCGGACCCCGAGGCCGAGGACAUCGCCGCCUGUCUCCGGGCCAAGAGCACCGAGGAGCUGCUCGGGGUGAAGCUCGACGUGCCGCGCUUCACCUCGGGCUUCGCGCCCUUCGUCGACGGCGCCAUUCUGCCCGCCUCGCUGCCCACUAAUCCGAAUUUCCAUCCGACCGUGUCGUCGUCGGGCUUGAUGCCGUUGAUGCCGGGCUCGGGCUCCGAGUUGGCCAACUUCGGCGGCCGCGACGUCCUCAUGGGUCUGACGAGCGACGAAGCCUGGCUCGAACUUACCGAGCAGGACCUCGAGAACGGACUGAACGAGACCCGACGCGACCGUAUCCUGCGCACCUACGUGCGCAACACCUAUCGCUACCACCUGCACGAGAUCUACUCGACGCUGCGCAACGAGUACACGGACUGGGAGCGCGGCGAGCCCAAUCCGCUGGCCAUCUGCGAGGGUCUGCUGGCGCUGCUGGGCGACGGCCAGGUCGCGGCGCCUCUGCUGAGGUUGGCGCUGCUGCACUCGGCCAGCGGCGGACGCGGCUACUUUCUGCACUUCCAGCCGGGCGACAGGCCCAGUCUGCGGGGCGAGGAGCUGCCUUUCUUCAUGGGUCUGCCGCUGGUGCGGGCCGACGCCAAUUACAGCCUGGCCGACGAGGCUCUCUCGCGUCUGCUCGUCCACUAUCUGGCCAACUUUGUCCGACGGGGCGAUCCGAACGGAGCCGCGACCGCGUCCUCGUCCUCGGUGACGUCGUCCGGCUCGUCGGGCUCGUCCUGGGCCUCCUCGGCCGACCUCGGCGUCUCCAGUCCGCCCUUCUGGGACUCGUACGACUCGAUCAAUCAGCUGUAUCUCGAGGCGGGCCGCGACACCGGCAUGCGCUCCCACUACCGGGGCCACAAGAUGAGCCUCUGGCUGAAUCUGCUGCCGCAGCUGCACAGGCCCGGCUACGAGGUCAGCAUGCGCCACCACCACAUGGCCGAGAGCCCGAGUCUGUACGAGGGCGCCGUGAGGCCCCAGUCGAUGGCCAUGCCCAUACCGGCUCCGCCGCUGCCCAUGCCCUACCCGACGGAGCCGAGCCUGUCGAACGUGCCCGGUGGCUCUGGUAACGCUGGUGGUGGGGGUGGGCCGAUUGGGGUGACCGCCUCGACCCAGGCCUCCGGUACGGAUUGUACGCCCAACGCGAGCAGCAGCAGCAGUACCGUUGUAACCAGCACCACGACUCCAAGCAAUAUGCCACACCUGAAUCUGGGCCCCGGACCGAACAAUUUGCUGCGCAAGUUGGCCUCGAGUCACUAUCAGAGCUACAUCACUGCCUUGACGGUCACCAUAGCCGUAGGCGUCUUCCUGCUACUGCUCAACAUCCUCAUUUUCGCCGGCAUCUAUCACAAGCGAGACAAGAACAGAUCGGCGGCGGCUCAAGCGACCCACGCGUGCUCGAUGGGAAAUCUGUCGGACAAGAAGAAGGAGGACCUGCUGGAGAUCGGCUGCUCGGACGGGGUCAUGUCGGUGGGCUCGAUGUCGAGCAAACUCGGCAUGGCCGCCGGCAGUCAGGCGAGCAAGCGCAGCCUCUCGACCUUCGUCAUGACGGACUCGCAGUCGGACAGCAGCAGUCCCGUCUCCUCGACCACCCACCACCAUCAUCUCCAGCACCUGCAGCAGCAACAGCAGCAGCACCACCUCAAGGGCAGCGGCAGCAAGUUCCUCGACGAGCUCGACCACCACAUGCAGCUGCAGGACUACGAGCGGGCCUACUACGUGAGGGCCGGACCGGCCAGUUCGAGUCCGCCUUCGCGACACCGUCACAAUCGCACCCCGUCGCCCUGCGUCGACGCCACCAUGGCUGCGGUCGGCUGCGAGCUCGACGACGAUCUGCCGGAGCCGCCGCCCCCGCCCAAGUCGCCGGCGCCCCGCGAGGGUAUGCUCUGUCCGGGUAUACUGCGCCAGCCGGGCACGCCGGGCAGCGCCAAGAAACGAGUGCAGAUACAGGAGAUCUCCGUUUGAGACGACCACUAGCACUUGACGACCUUUUCUAUCUUAUAUAUAUAAAAAAAAAAAAAAAUAUAUAUUGUAUACGCGGAUCGCUCCGUAUACGACGGACCGUUCGACACUGCCAUUUAUUACUUACUUACUUACUUAUCGUAGACGUACCCGAGACUUGCGGAGAAUUAUAACGAGUGCAAUCAAACUUACGUGUGUGUAAUCCAAGGUCGAGCAGCUCCUUUUCAACCUGCGAGUUUUCCCCGACGAAGCUGCUGACGACGUUGACGACGACGAUCCUGUUGUGCCAAUUCGCGACGCGAUUUUCGCCCGAGCUCUUUCAUUUCUCACCGACUUAAUGAUGUCCUUUUUGCCAAACUAGUUUUACAAAAGGUAUUAAAAUGAGAAUUAGGUUAUUUUUGUCGCGAUCACGAGUUAUGCCAAAUAAAAGAAAAAAACAAUAAUAAAAACAUUGUAACGCGACACUAUUUCCAAAACUUACUUACACUUAUAUACUAUUAGGUAUCGAGCGUAAAAACUUACCGAAUUUAUUUAGAUGGAUAAAAAAAACGACGAUAAUUGAUGAAACAUAAGAGAAUUUCAAAGAUUUCAAACUAGGUUUUAAGGGUGUUUACCAAUGGAUUUAAUCGCAGAGAAAAUCAUAACGAAACUAUACUGAUUUUUUUACUCGAGCAUUGAAUUCCUCGAAUAGUUCCAUAAUUGCUGAUUAUAUAUGGAUGAUCGCCGAUAAGCCUCGACGAUAAUUAUUAUUAUAUAGAUUAUUAACGAAUAGUUUGUUACUCAUUUUCAAAGUUUCCAAUAUAUUAUAUUAUCAGAGUUAAACGAUUUUUUAAAUAUACAAAAGUUGACUAUUGUUCUAAACAUUUCUAUUUUCUUUUGGGAAAAGAAAACACAGACACGUGUGUGUGUAUGUAUACAAGAGAGUGCCAAAUAAAAUGAAAGAAAAUCAACGAUACACGAAUGAAAAGCAAAGAAAUAAGCCUCGACGUAUGUGUGUGAGCGUUUGGGGGAUGCAGACAAUGCAAAUAACUACUAAAGACGGAAUGGAAUAUACUUAAGGAUUAAUUAUGCAAUGAUUGAAACAAAACAAAAAAAAAAUACAGAGCUAUUUAUGCACGAAAAUAAACGGGAUUGAAUUGGGCAAUUGAGAUGAGGUUGCGAGUAAUGUAAAACGAAAAAAAAAAAUAACCACGGGGAUAUUUUUUGUGUGACGCGUAAAGUCGAUCGCAGACACUUUAAUGGCAAUUUACGCAAGGAAUUGAAUUUUAAAUAGGAAAACAAUUUGUGAUCGCAAUUAUAGUUUAGGACGCCGAAUUUCGAGUGAUUUGAUUGUAAAACGAGGAACGAACUAACGAACGAAACGAACGAAGACGCGCGGAAAGAUCGAGAGGCGGUGAUUGUAAAAGAAUCUCGACACAUUGUCUUAUAUAUACGCGCGAGAUGCAUCGACACACACUCCUGUACACUAUAUACGUUUUAUCAUUAUGAAUAUACAAGUAAUGCAUCUUUUAAAAAGCUCAGGUGACUAAAACAUAAAAUGACAGGGAAAAUUUUGAGCCUGAUGUGCGCUUAAUACGUAUUUACAAAAAAAAAAGCCUUUCGUACUGGAAAAACAAUUAGUGUGUAUACUACUGGAGAUGCUCUGGUCGAAAAUGAAAAUCGAAAUUCAACAACGCAGUAUUUGCUUCUUUACUACUAAUAAUGGAAUCGAAAAUUAUUAUAAUAAACGAAAAACGAAAAAUAAAAAAAACUAAUACGUAAGCGCAGUAAAACGCACAAAGUGAGCGUGAGUGUACGUGUACAUAUAGAAUUACCAAAAAAAAAAAAAAAUAUUAACUGCUAUUUGUAGGUGUAUAGGCAAUCGACUAGACGUAUACGUAGCUGUUUGUGAAAGAUAUCGAGCAUCUCCAGAGGCCCAUCAUCGUUUAUUAUUAUUAAAAUAUACACGUAUAUACACAUCGAGAGUCCAAAGUUCCACCGACGAGCGAAGCAUAUACAGAGCAAUGCGCGUUAUGUAAAAGUUGCAAUUUUUUCGCAGCUACACGAAUGAAAGAGAGAGAAAAAGAGAGAGACGAGUUGUAUGUAGUGUUUCGUUGAAAAAGUUGCGUGCAAAAAUACAAAAAAAAAGACAUCGUAGAAAUGCUUGCGAUUCAGGAUGUGUGUGAAGCUACACAACGAGCCUCUGCGCAUAUGACUUACCUUAUAAUACUCGUUAUGAAAAAAAAAAAAAAAAAAAAAAAA